Messenger RNA from Sugiyamaella lignohabitans, 696 nucleotides. RefSeq lists its product as uncharacterized. The coding region runs from base 1 to 696 and encodes 231 amino acids. Lineage: Eukaryota; Fungi; Ascomycota; Dipodascomycetes; Dipodascales; Trichomonascaceae. The transcript has a single exon. The record is from RefSeq and is a predicted model, not a curated record.
AUGAUAAAUUCCGUGCUGCCGAAACAGAUCCUGUCCAACGAUAUCACUUUAAACGUGCUUCCCGACUCUCAUCCACAUAUCCCAGCUGUGGUUGGUAGAGUGCCUUAUGCAACAACAGUCAAACUGCUACAGUUUCUCGUCACCACGCUCUUAAUCCCACCGAGCUCGAAACUCAUGAUCCUGUCAGCACGAACAGACUCUCACCCAUCCAUUUUCCGCUAUUCCUACUAUCGAGCUCACGAUACCGCCAAAGAACCACAAAAAGACGAACAACACAGCCGGCCAACGACGACAGAUCCUGAUCAAGAAGCAGGUCAUCAUGGCCAUCACCAUCACCGACUGACCCAAUCACAAGCAGUUAAAUCGCGACUGUCGUCAGGAUUACCACCUCGAUUCAUAGUGUACUGGAGAACAGUGUCACCAGAAGACUACGAAAUGAAGACGCGAACCAGUUCGUCAUCAAAAGACGAAGACACGACCGAAUACUUCCCGUACUCCUGGUCUUCUUCUCUCACGAAAGAAGUCGACGCACUCAAAAUCGCCCGCUCCCUAGGAAUCCUGCCACACGAGUACCCCGUCCUCACGGGCAUCUUCGAAUUCGACUUCGACGACACCUGCACCUCAAUCAUCACCCACACCAUCACCGACCUCGAAUACCUCACAAAACCCACCUCCGAGUGCGUCAACCCGGCCUAA